This is a messenger RNA of Heterostelium album PN500, 1980 nucleotides long. RefSeq lists its product as uncharacterized. The transcript is spliced from 7 exons. The record is from RefSeq and is a predicted model, not a curated record. Lineage: Eukaryota; Evosea; Eumycetozoa; Acytosteliales; Acytosteliaceae. Gene Ontology annotation, biological process: regulation of cell cycle. Bases 1 to 1980 code for a protein of 659 amino acids.
AUGGCCUCGAAAAUGAAUGAAAAGGCAUUCUCUUUUUUGUCAAAUAUAUCUUUAAAUCCAAAAGCUGCUGCUCCGCCGACACAAAUAGGUAGCAAGUCAUCAUCAUCAUCAUCGUCAUCAUCGAAAUCUAGUUCAAAGAGUAGAAAGUCUUUAUCAAGUGAAGCAAGCACGCAGCAGCAACAACAGCAACCACCACCACCGCCGCAGCAACAGCAAAUCUUCUUGACAAACUACACUUCUAAACCAAUAACAAAUGUAAAGGAUACAUCAUCAUCGUCGAGAGACGUCAGUGGAGGUGGAACAACAGGUCGCAGCAAUUCAGUGUCAACCAAACAGACUUGGAUCUACAGCAUUGCAUCGACCAUCUACAGAUCAAUCAACGCAAGUGUCGGUACAACAGUGGCACUGAAUUGCAAGCAAAAGAAUGUACUCUUGAAGCGUGGCGAUCAAUUCUAUUUCUCAAUGAUCAUACCAACCAAGAUAGACAGAAUCGUUGCGCUGGCCACCGUCUCACAGGAGCCAACAGCCGACCAAAAUGGCACCAAGAUAAUACUGACGUUUGACAAGCUCUUCCAAGAACCAAUUCCGCGUGACUUUUUCUCGUCGUCGCAGCAACUCUCUGACAUUGUCCAAUCAAAGUCGACCUUCACCAAUAUAUCGGACAGUCAACUACCUGUAUUUACCAAUCUCUUAAAUUCUUAUUUCGUAAGAAAAAAACCAAUUAAAGAAGCACAAAACUUUUUAUCUGGUAUUUCAUUAGGACCUUCUAUAACUACCAAUAAUAACAAUAAUCAACCAAACGAUAAUGUAAAUGCAAACACACAAAACAACAACAACAACAACAACAAUCAAUUGAAUGCUAUCGCUGAAAGUUCAAUGGUUUCUUCGAAUAUACCACUCGCUCAACAACAGAUUCCUUCCCAACAACAAUCACAGCAAGCACUACAACAGCAACAACAGCAACAGCAAUCGCAACAAUCAUCGCAACAAAUUAUUUCACAACCAUAUCGGAAAAGAAAUACAAUUGAGGAUUUUAAUGCAAGCUAUAAUGUUUCCAUACCACAAAGAAUUUACUUUACUACGACGUCUGGCUAUCCGAUAUCGGUUUUUUCAAUGAUACGUGGAGAAACCAGAAAACCUGCUGGAGAUACAUUGAUGAGUGUUCUAUCGAAAGAAUCAAACUUUUUCAAACUAAAGGAGACAUCUUAUGCACACUUGCUGCCGUCCAACUAUAUAUCACCAACGUCCGACAUUGAUGCCGGUGCUUCCAACAUGAUCAAAUACGAUCCGUUGUUUUUGGAUAAUUCAGAGUUGAAAACAGGAAAGCAUCGUACGGUGAUGAAUUUGACAGGCUACAAGAUCUCGAUCUUCCCUUACAUCAAGAAGGGUGCAAUCAAAGAGGAGUUGAACGAACAAUUCAGACAGAAGCACGAGUGGGUACAAACCGGUGUGACUCUGUACAAAAUUAGAAAACUUAAACGACAACUGAAAAAGGUUGCACUUAUUGCCGAUAUUGAAAUGUCCACCGUUGCUCUGUCGUACGUUCUCAUUGAGAAACUCAUCAUCAGAAAUCAAAUGACAAAGGCAAACUUUAAACUGUAUGCUGCCGGUUGUCUUUUGUUGGCUGCCAAAUUCAAUGAUCCAAAAGCACUAGAAUCUCUAGUACCACUUAUAGAGAAUUUGGAAAAGAAAUUUUCAAUUACAAAGAAAGAAUUACUGAGUAAUGAAUUCCAUAUCUACUCACAGGUGUCAUUUGGUUUAUUUGUUGAUUAUCACGAUGUUUUGCCACAUUACGCAAGAUUAAGAAGUGAAAUUUUGAAUGAUUCCAACUAUGAUCAAUCUUUCUUUGGUUCAGUGCCAGGUACAUUCAAUCGUCCAGCAGCAGGAGGCUCUUCAGGUUUAAAUGCCUAUAGUAUUCCAUCGAAUACCAAUGGUAAUGUAAAUAAGGGAGGUUACGUCUUUCCACCAUUUUCUGGAUAG